Messenger RNA from Cajanus cajan (pigeon pea), 3156 nucleotides. Its product is annotated as pentatricopeptide repeat-containing protein At1g80270, mitochondrial. Gene Ontology annotation, molecular function: protein binding. The record is from RefSeq and is a predicted model, not a curated record. Lineage: Eukaryota; Viridiplantae; Streptophyta; Magnoliopsida; Fabales; Fabaceae. Gene Ontology annotation, cellular component: mitochondrion.
UAUCUUGUAAGUUCAUGCUGUGUUAUGUUUGAGAACUUGCUUGAGUUGAGCUUAAAGUUGAAAAUGAGAAGAGGAACGUUCCACCAAUGAUCGUUAGGGUUUGGUGGCAUCAUCAUUCUUCAUGUCUUUCCUGCGCCGAUGUGUUUACCCUAUCAAGAAACAAGGACAUGGCGUGGAGCUUUCAGGAUUAUUAUUAUGUGGGAUAAAACAUGAUACCCUGAGUUAUUUCAGUGGUGAAAACCUUGGUGGGUGUUAUCCUGCUCUGUUAGGUGCAAAAUGGCUUUGUUUAAGAGAGAAAAGUUACCAUACUUCGCCCGUUGUUGGAAAAUUCUUUCUGGGUAGUCGUGGGUUGUCUUCACAUGUUAGUGAAAGAAGUUGCAAUGAAAAUGUUUUGAAAGAAAAAUUUCGGGAACUUGAGAAAACCCUCUCAGCUAAGCUUACUGAGGAUAUUACCAUGGAGGAAGAAGUCGAUCAGGAAUCUAAUCCAGAACCUAGACGCCUUGAUGAUCCUUUGUCGGAAUCUGAGAAUGACCUUUACCUUAGCUAUCGUGAGCCUUUAAGAAGAAAGGCUUCUUUGGAAUUGUUAAGAACCAUUAUGGACAGUCCAGCCUGCUACAUUCCCAGUAUUGUGAAAAGAUUUGUUGAAGCAGAGGAGGAUUUGAGCCAUUUAGAGGCUUCAAAGAUUGUAUUUAUUCUCUGGAAGCAUCACAUGUAUUACAAGGCAUUGCAGAUGUCGGAAUGGUUGCAGACCACUAAACAAUUUGAGCCCACUGAAAAUGACUAUGCUUCGCAUCUUGAUUUAAUAGCCAAGGUCCAGGGAGUUGAUGUUGCAGAGAAGUACAUGGAGAAUGUUCCAGACUCUUUCAGAGGUGAAUUAUUGUACAGAAUUCUAUUAGUAAACUGUGUCCGUGCUGGCAACCGGGGAAAAUCAGAGGCAGUUUUUGAAAAAAUGAGAACUUUAGGUUUUCCAAUCACUAUCUAUACUUUGAAUCAGAUGAUCAUUCUGUACAAGAAGUGUGACAGAAGAAAGAUACCCGGUAUAUUAUCAUUUAUGAAUAAGGAAAAUUUGACUCCAUCACAUCUUACAUACAGGAUCCUGAUAAAUACCAGAGGUGAAACUGGGGACAUAAUAGGGAUGGAAAAGUUAAUUGAGGAUAUGAAGUCUCAUGAUUUGCAGCCUGAUAUUUAUUUCCUGACAGACUUGGUUAGAUGGUAUAUUUCCGAGGGAUUGAAAGAUAAAGCAAUUGCUAUAUUUAAAGAAAUUGGAGAAGGAAACUCACAUGAAUGCAUUAGGGCACGCAAUAAACUGUUAUCUCUCUAUGCUUCACUUGACAUGGCUAAUGAUGUAAGUAGAAUUUGGAACCAUUGCAAGUCAUACCCCACAAUGCUGGAGUGUGAAGCUGCUAUAGGAGCAUGGGGCAAAUUGGGCCAAGUUGAGGAAGCCGAAGCAGUAUUUGAAAUGGCGAUGCAAAAAUUUAAGGGCCUCUCAUCCAGGCUGUUUUCUGAACUUCUGAGAGUUUAUGCUCUGAAUAACCAGAUAUCUAAAGGUAAGGAAUUUAUUGAGCGAAUGAGACAUUUUAGAUGUUGGUCUGGUCCACUGGUUUGGGAUGGACUAGUGAGAUUCUAUGUGGAAGCUGGGGAUGUAGGGAAGGCAGCUUCAAUUUUAAGUAAGGCAGCCGAAAGGCAAAGUGGGGGCGCAGUAAAGCCAUUAUUCAACUCUUACAUGGUUGUGAUGGAACAAUAUGCAAAUUGUGGAGAUGUAUAUAAUACUGAGAAGUGGUUCCAUAGAAUGAAGCAGUGUGGAUACACUGGUCGUCUUAGGCCAUUUCAGAUUCUGAUCCAGGCUUAUUUAAAGGCUAAAACUCCUGCUUAUGGACUCAGAGAAAGAAUGAAGGCUGAAAAUGUAUCCCCAAAUAAAGAAUUCAGCAUACAGCUGUCAAAAAUUGAUGCACUAAAGAGGGAGAUGUUGCUGAAGAUGUCUUCCACUUGAUGCCUCCAUAGUAUUUUUCUCACCUGAGCUCUUUUUGAAGAGAACCAAGUAAGAUGCUCUUAAUAAAUGUGUUGGGGGAAAAGAAGAGUGGAUGGCUUUGCCUGUACUCAAAUUACAAACCAGACAUGAGCAUUGCUGACUUUACUUUGGAUCAUUAGGUACAACUUUUUCAUGACAAAUGGACCAGUUCUACAUUCAACAAAGAUACAACCCUUUAGUAGAGAUUUUUCCUUAGUUUUGGACACAACUCCUAUGAAGGUGUUAUCGUGUUAGUAUUAUCAUGGCUUUUAUUGCUGGAUAGGUUACCAACUAGAAUGGCUCUACAUUGGCGGAACAUUGUCCUUAAUGUGCAAGAAACCAAAUGUGUUUUAUGCAACUUGGCUCGUGAAGUUACAUGCCACUUAUUUCUCUUGUUCUUUGUCCUUUAAUGUUAGGUUUGCUUUCUAUGCUUGGAAUGGUUUUCAGGUCGUUUCGCUGUCCAUGGGAGCUGCACAUUAUUUGCUGUCCAUGGGAGCUGCACAUUAUUUGCACAAUAUGGCAGCAAGAAAAUAACAUAAUCUUCUAACUAGCUUCCUUUGACUUUCUACAAAUGAUGGAUUCCAUAAAAUUCCUGUCUUGGAUAUGGUUGAGAGCAAAGUCAGAUAAUCCAAAUAUUGCAAUGAUAGAUUGGCGCCCCAACCCUUUGGAAAGCAUAACUCGAUAAUACCAAUAUAAUUUUUUGCAUUUGCAGCUUUUCUCUGAUUGCCUUCAUGAUGGUUUGAGGUUCCGAGUUUUCUACACGAUUGUAUUGAUGUCAGCAUGGAGUAACACAUCACACGAACACGGACAUCUACAGUAAACAGAGGCAGUGAUUCAUUCCUCCAUACAAAGUUGACUGUUAUUCGACAUGAUUUUUUUUGAACUCUAUUUUGAUAGAUUGUUUGGUUGGAAUACUAAAGUAGACAAAUUGGCACGUCCGUACAGAUUAGAUCCAUAGAUACCUUUGGGUCUAAGUUCUUCGGUGAAUUACUAGGUGGGGUUCAAUAUUCUGCUGUGGAGUUGGAGCCCUACUGCAAUAUUCUGUUGUAUUUUCAAUGUGACGUUGUGUCAAAUUUGCGUUCUGUUAGUGUUUUCACACUUGUGUUUAGCACUUGCCAGUUUAAUAAAGUAUGCAUUUUUUAAACACG